AUAUAAAACUGAAUGAAAUAAGUUUUCACCGUAACUACACCUUUUUCUACACUCUCAGUCACGCAACUGAGGGUGUAUCAGCAUCAACAUCAUCAUUGUUCAUUCCAAGAGUUUGACAGCUAAUUGCACUUUCAUUAUGGACAGACCUAGCGGCAGGCUGCUAUCAACGAGCCGGAGUUGAAGCAUUUUUCUUCAAUCAACCGUGACGAGUAGAAUUUAAGACAAUCGGUAAUCACGCUACCAAGAUGACUAAUGCAAAACACGAUAUGUCUACGCUAGACGAUGAACUUCGAACUCAAGAUCGACACCCGAUGAUUAAGUUUAUAGAUUUGUACAAUAAACAGCACAAUGUAUCGGAAGUUCAGAUUCCGCUUCCCUACGGAAAACUAGCAGGGAAGUGGUUUGGACCGAAGAAUGUCAAACCCAUUCUCUGUAUUCAUGGCUGGUUGGACAAUUGUGGCACCUUCGAUCGGCUAAUUCCUCUGCUCCCGGAAGAUAUGAGUUUCUUGGCCAUCGAUCUACCGGGUCAUGGUUACUCCUCUCGACUACCGGACGGAAUGGCUUACCAUCAGAUGGAUUUCGUCAUCAUUUUGCUGCACAUUAUGAGGGAGUAUGGCUGGAAAACGAUUGGCAUAAUCGGUCAUUCCAUGGGAUCGAUCGUUUCGUUCAUUUUCUCUGCUUUGUUCCCCGAAAAGGUUGAGUUUCUUAUUGGAAUUGAUGCGCUCAAACCGCACAGUUAUUAUCCGAAAACAUUUAUGAUACACGCAUCCACUAUGGUCGCGAAGUUCAUCGAAGCGGACAUUAGGAAUCGUGAAAACUCGGAACCACCUGCGUAUACCUACGAGGAAAUGGUGGAAAAACUACACGAGGGCACAUUCCAGUCCGUAACCAGGGAUACUUGUCCCUACUUGCUGCAGCGCAAUAUAAAGACGUCAAAAAAGUUUCCAGGGAAGUAUUACUUCGAUCGUGACAACAAACUUAAGUAUACCAACAUCCCUGGCUGGUCAGAUGCCGUGAAUCAUGAGUUGGCCAAACAGGUAACCACACCCCAUUUGGUGAUUAAAGCAUUGGACUCGCCGUAUCCUGGCUCUCGGGAAGGUUUCAAUGGGAUGGUGACAGUAUUAAAGGAGCACAAUCCUCGGUUUCAACUAGAGUACGUAAAAGGAUCGCAUCAUAUCCACCUGACCGACCCGGAGAAGAUUACGCCGAUGAUAACAGAGUUUCUGCGAAAAAAUUGGGUUAAACAACCCGAUAGUGUCGUGAGUAAAUUGUAGGCUGUUCAAAAAAAAAGUUGUCAAUGACCUUGGUUUGGGAUUCAUUUUAACUGUGCUUAUCUCAGAAAACAAAAAAUUUUGAACGCGCGACCCAAGCAUAUCGUUUCUUUUGUGAGUCCUUAAUCAAGGUGACGAUUAAAAAAACAAGAAGUGGGUUAUAUCUAUGGUAUAACCGCAAGGGUGACGUAGGACUAUCGUUGAUUUAGAGAUCAUUUGUUUGAAGUUGAAUCUAAAUCCAUUCUGAAUGAAUGAAUAAAUGGAUAUUUGGGGGACUUCGAAAACGAGAGCGUUACGUUGGAAGCUCAAGGUUUUAUGCAUCCAAUAUUGGAUACAAAAAACCUUGUUCUGAAGAAUAAUCUUCAGAAGCCUUCCUGCUAACUGCACUUGAUUGAUAAAUCACAAAACCAAAUGUAUGUGGUCGCAGUAUUAUAUGGAUAUAAAACAUUAAAAUAAACUCGCAUGAAUGUAUUUUUCAAUUACCAGGGGAACUGGCAGAUUAUUUUUCAGCAACGAUUAGAUCUUUCCGGAAUUUUCUCGAUGCUGAAUAGCAUCCAAACGAAAAUACUCCUUUCAGUUUGGCCUGCAAAAAACUUUUCUGAACUCUAAUCCAUCAAAAUUGGAGCCCUGAAAAGGGCCGUUGAUUAUAUGCUAAGCUAAUAUAGCACACUCUCCUUUGAUUCGACGGGCCAGCUGAAUGUCUUUGGGCUUGUUGUGACGCGUUUUGCGUAUAUUGCACACAAAUUGGUAUCUUCGAAUAGGCCUCUUGCAGCGUCAUAACCGCGGAACUUUGGAAGCGCAAGUCGGUUUCGAAGUCCUGAGCAAUUCCACGAACCAAAUGCUGCAAAGGUAGCUUGCGGAUCAGCAAUUCGGUCGACUUCUGAUAGCGACGAAUUUCACGCAAAGUUCCCGGUCGGCCUUUGCUUUCGUUCAUUUCUUACUCUACUCUCGCACCGUGAGCACUCGUUUCAUCGGGACUAAGCAGACAGCUCGUUAAUCUUUCGGUGGUAAGGCACCACGAAAGCAGCUCGGAUAAGCGCACCAGCCGCAGGAAGCGCGAAUAAGCCACAUCGCUCAGGACUUCAAAACCGACUUGCGCUUCCAAAGUUCCGCGGUUAUGACACUGGAGGAGGCCUAUUCGAAGAUACCAAUUUGAGUGCUAUCCAUGCAAAACGCGUCACAUCAUGCCCAAGGCCAUCUAGCUGGCCCAUCGUAUCCGAGGAGAGCGUGCUAUGUUAGCUUAGCAUAUAAUCACCUGUCCUUUUCAGGGCUCCAAAUUUGAUGGUUUAGAGUUCAGAAAAGUUUUUACAGGCCGAGCUGAAAGGAGCAUUUAGCGAAAAUCGUGGUGUCGAUGAUAAUUCGAUACCGAUAGGUGCCAUGGAUAUGGAUUUCAUAAUGAAGAAUAUGAAAUAUAUGACAUGAUGUAGUGAAUAUAUCCCCAUAUCGAAGAAAUCUUUUUGAUGAAACUGCAUUAUAAAAUUAUUUGUGUACGAAUGCCGCAAUCGAUAGUGUUCUCUAAUUUGCGCUGGUUAAUUUCCUCGGAGGACUCGAUUCCUCCUUUGAGCAUCAAUAAUCUCUUUCUGGCAAAACGAAGUGGUAUGAAUCACAUUUUUCGAAAGAUGAAAUGAAGAUGUUUUCUGCCAAUUUCCUUCAACCUCCAAACAUCUCUUUCUCCCGUUUGUCGUUAUUGCGUUCGCUAAUCCUUUCUCACAACACCCAUUUCUCGUUUGAGAAAUUGUCGAGUAAACAUCGUUUGCCAGUGCGCGUAGAGCGGGAAUUCCUUAAGAUUCAUUGCACCUCUAAUAAAUUGCUGAAAGCCGUGGUCUUCCUUUGAUCGCACUUGAUUGAAAAAUCCAAAACGAAAUGUAUUUGGUCACAGCAUUAUAUGAGUAGGAAGCAAAUAAUCGCUAGAAAAUUACAUGAUUUUCGCGAUGUGAAACAUUAUCCGUUUUUCAUGUUAUGCAUCCAAUAUUGGAUACGAAACUUUUCUACUGAUGGGGAAAAAUAAUAUUGAGAAGCUUUCCUGUUAAUUGAGAUUGAUUGAAAAAUCACAAAACCAAAUGUAUUUGGUUGCAGUGUUGUAUGCAUAGAAAACAUUAAAAUAAACUCUUUCGCAUGAAUGUAUUUUUCAAUUCCCAGGGGAACUGGUAGAUUAUUUUUCAGCAACGAUUAUAACAACGAGGGUUCCGCGCCUGUAUGUGUGUGUGUGGCGGCUGCUCCGAUGUUUCAACCGGAACCGUGGCAUCACUCUCCUCCUGAUGGAUUCCCUUUUGGCCUUAGGUGCACAAACAGGCUCUUGGUGACACCGUUCAUCAGCGCUUUCAUGAUAAACGAAAUUAGAUUCACAACAACAGCGACAACAUGUUCCAAUCGCUGUUCAAUCCUAACUGAGUGGAUGUACGAGCGGCGCUCGCUUAUAUACCGAUAUGUGAUUUCAAUAGCCUGUUUUGAAAGCAAUUUUAAGACUAUUGAAACAAGUUUUUGGAUGAAAAAGUAACAAGUAUAUGACGCGUAGACAUUUUAUCUUUCGAAUGAAGUGUUUAUCAUACCAUUUCGUUCAGUUGUUUAGGAGCUAUUAACGCUCAAAAUCUCGGUCUCCGGCGUAACGCUUUCGUUUUCGAAACUUUGAUUUUACACCCCGGUAUAGAAAUGAAAGACGUAGUCCUACGUCAAAACCAAAAGCCAACAGUGAUUUGCUCGAAUGUUGUUACGACAAGCGAAAUUUGAUAUCGACAGAAUAAUAAUGUAUUAAAUAUACUAAGCUGAUCCUGGUCUUGAUCUUAUAAUUAUACGAGUUUUUGGUACGGUACCGAAAAUUUAGAUGUCAAAGAUACAUAACGCUCCGAUCAGUGAAUAGUCAAAAAUGACGAUAAAAUAAUUGAAAUUUUUCAAGUGCAACCCGCUAUUUCGAGUGUCCACACGAUUAAACACACAAAACCUCAUAGACAUAAUCUCCAUCGACAAUUUGCUGCUGAAUCGCUAUUUAUCCAUUAGCGGAUGGUUACUGGUAAUGAAAAGAGGACUCCUUGAAACAACGUCAGGCGAAGAUGGUCGUGGUCAAAAAUAUAUUUAAAAAAUGGAAAUACAUGUAUAGUUUUGAAACUUUAAGGUAUUAGUUAAUAAAAUCCCAGUGUUGCUCAUUUCCUAUCACAACACAGAGCUCAAGCAACAAAGCAAGAGCUCAAAUUAUCAAUUCGAACUGUAAUGUUUCUUUUGUUUGUUUCGAUGUGGUCUGAUAUGGCUUGGGAUGAUUUCUGUACUUAUGAUUUUCUUUGUCAGCCUUUUGGACCUGCUUCCGUACGACCAAAGUCUUAGCUUGGAUUUUUACUGUCAACAAUUGGACAGUCUGAUUAAAGUAAUCGUUCAAAAGCGAAUAGCAAUAAUCAAUAGUAAUAAUUGAUCGAUCUGGACACUUCGCAUAUUUUGCCUGCACUCGCAAGAAGCUCCGUGUGCUUAACAGGUUCUUAUAUAUCCACCUUAUUGUCCAGAUCUAGCACGAAGAUAGAUUUAGAUAAAAUCUGCACCAUGUUCGGCUCACUCUAACUGAGUGAGUCAUACGAUAAACUAAACAACCAGAACCAAGACAUGUGGAUGGCAACAUAAAAUUGUCCACCUCUAUCGUUUUGUUCAAAAAAAGUACAGGGGCUGUGUCCAGCGCACGACCUCAUCGUUGACUUUCUUGCUUGAAUGGCAUUAACGUUCUCGAAGGUACUAUUAUCGUCUGCACGUAGGUAUUAGCAUGUGUCAUCCAUUAAUACUUAGUUGAGAUUUCUUAUGCCAAAAAGCAUGCUUCGAAUGUAUUCUGAGGUAAGCUCUGGAAUACGCGUGACCACAAUGCAAGUCGGAUGAAGCUUCUUCAACGGAAAAUCUCCCGGCCAAAACGGAAAUCGAACUCGAACCCGACAUGAUUAUGUGUGACGCUAGCCAUUACUGGUAAUGAAAAGAGGACUCCUUGAAACAACGUCAGGCGAAGAUGGUCGUGGUCAAAAAUAUAUUUAAAAAAUGGAAAUACAUGUAUAGUUUUGAAACUUUAAGGUAUUAGUUAAUAAAAUCCCAGUGUUGCUCAUUUCCUAUCACAACACAGAGCUCAAGCAACAAAGCAAGAGCUCAAAUUAUCAAUUCGAACUGUAAUGUUUCUUUUGUUUCAUCGUUCAUCUAGAAUUAUAAAAUUAUUUUAUUCAAAUCGCUUGUUUAUCACUUCGGACAUUAUUUCAGAAUGUCUUGAAAUUUUGAAAUUAAUAGUGUUUUAACCAAGGCUCUGAAAAGUGCCGAUGGUUUGUGUAGUUUCGUAGAACCAGCAAAAGAUGAUUGAUUCAUAAUUCAUUCUCGCGCUCGCGAGAACAAAACGCGAGCAGGCCAUUUGUCGCCAAAGACUUCCUCGAGCAUCGUCCAAGCUACAACCGAUCAUGAGAAGUUAAGUAAUUGCAUUUUUUACUCUCUGGCACUUGAUCCACUCUGUCUGAGAAUAUCUUUGAAAUGUUUGAAUUUGUUUGUGUUUCAAUGUGAGUUACUUUUUCGUGUUUAUUGAAGGACAAAGGGAAGAAUCUUCUGAUGCGGAGAAAUCCAACAUUUCAUUUAAUUUUUUAGAUGUAGGACUACGUCUAACCGGAAGAUAUAGGGGGUGAAAUGGAAAUCUAGGCACUGAACAAGUAGGAAAAAAUGCAAGAUUUGAAACGCUUAUAACUUGAGCAUUUCUCAAUAGAUCGCAAAGGUUUUUGCAUCAAUUGAUAGGAAAUAUAUCUACGCAUCUAUCAUAACGAAUAAC
Molecule: messenger RNA, 6036 nt
Organism: Toxorhynchites rutilus septentrionalis
Lineage: Eukaryota; Metazoa; Arthropoda; Insecta; Diptera; Culicidae
Product: probable serine hydrolase
Exons: 3
Coding region: 246-1274 (342 amino acids)
Source: RefSeq, a predicted model, not a curated record